AUGGGUCACCUCUCACAAAUCGAAGCCGUCAUGGAAGCCUACGACGACAUCCUCUACCACUAUCCAGAUGACGGCGAAGAUCCUUUGAACAUGCCCAAGAAAGAAGUUAUUGUAAAACAAAAGGCGGAUUUCAACUACUGGGCAAUACAUUCGGGCGUGUGCAUGCCAGAAAUUGACCUUGAACACGAGUUCGAACGGGAAGCGAUAAAAGGACUUGACGACUUCAUCGAGACUGCACAUAAACUCGAGAGACUAUACCAAGAAGAUCCAAGUCCUAAUGUCAUAUGGCUGGCUGACGAUUACGUGGCCUCGCUGUCACAAAGGCUGAGCCAACUGGCUCAUACAUUCGGCGUACUUGUACCUUCAUUGCAGGACACAGGGACGGCUUCUGGGCAGUGA
Molecule: messenger RNA, 399 nt
Organism: Fusarium oxysporum Fo47
Lineage: Eukaryota; Fungi; Ascomycota; Sordariomycetes; Hypocreales; Nectriaceae
Exons: 2
Coding region: 1-399 (132 amino acids)
Source: RefSeq, a predicted model, not a curated record